Molecule: messenger RNA, 1303 nt
Organism: Alternaria alternata
Lineage: Eukaryota; Fungi; Ascomycota; Dothideomycetes; Pleosporales; Pleosporaceae
Exons: 1
Coding region: 220-948 (242 amino acids)
Source: RefSeq, a predicted model, not a curated record
GUGAUCAAAAGUCCUGGCGUGCAUGCACUUGGAGUUCUGAUGGAUGGACAACGUAAGUAGUGGGGGUGGUCAGGGUGCGGGUACUACUGCUGAUUGGCGUCGGGGCUGUCGAGGUUGCGCUCCCCAAGGCCUACCUUCCGCCCCGAAUCAGUACACCGAUGACAGACGGCACCAGCACACAUGACAGCCGAGAAACUUUCCACAAGUAAUCCGUCUGUCAUGUCGCCAGCACCCACCGUGCUCUACCCGUUGACCCUUCCGGGCCUGCUUCACUACCUUCUCACUACACAGUCCGACACAUGUCCAACGCUGCUGAUCGUAUGCUCGAGCCGAGACGUAUUCAUCCAGGACCUUGCAAGCUCACUGCAGAAUCACGACCGUCAUGACACGCAUAGUCUAGAGCAGCUGGUCGCGCCCACUCUUCACAACUUACUCACGACACGGCAUGUCAAACUCGCCUUCUGCGCGUCUGUGCAAGCCUUGUUAGCCUACUUGACUGCAUAUGGUCGGUCUGGAACUAAUCUCGCCGACGAAGCCGACGAAAGGGAAAGGGUCGUUUUGGUGAAUCCACUCGCUCUACAUGCGCCCACGUCUUUCUUCUCAGCUCAAGGCCUGUCUAGAUGCUUUGCCGCAGCGGCCGAGGUUGCGCUCAAACCCGGUGUAACGCUUCAUAUUGUCGAGUGUGAGGGAAAGCGCGGGCAUCCGGACGAGCACAAUGAUGAGGACGCAGACAUGGAAAAUGAUCCCCCAGAGCACUCCGCUGAAGCGCAGACCCAGGAUCCAUGGGAACAGGAAAUCUCCAUCUUGAAUGUGUCAGCCCGCAGAUUCGGAUCUGGCAGCGGCGAGCGAGCUUGGGUAGGUCGCACUACCAGGGCCAAGUGGGUAGCAGCAAGGUGGUUUCUCUUCCACAGCCUCGAGAAUCAACAACCACACGCAGACCAAGGGUGAACAAUAACGUGCUCUAGUGAUCAUGAGUAAAAGGAUCCUGCAGUUUUGAUUCGCCGUGUAUGCGCCAUCAAGCCGGACUGAUUGAGUCCAUCUACAUGGCCGUCGCUUCGUUACUUCGUGGGAGCCUAAGCUGCCCUGGAUAUCCAUCGCUUCCAAUCGAAAGAAAAUGACACCUUCCGCCACAUUGCUACAUAACUCCCCCUAUUAGCCAAGCUUAUGCAACCCCGUUUACCAAUCCUUCUUGAUGUCGAAAGACCAGGUGAACUGCAGAUGAGUCUGCUUGUCAUCGUCGACGAACUUGGAGACGGCGGUGUAGUGGCCACGGCCGAGCAUACCGGAGGGAGCGGUUUCGGGU